Messenger RNA from Malaya genurostris, 4811 nucleotides. RefSeq names its product tyrosine-protein kinase transmembrane receptor Ror (gene Ror). The transcript is spliced from 7 exons. The coding region runs from base 637 to 4038 and encodes 1133 amino acids. Gene Ontology annotation, biological process: cell surface receptor protein tyrosine kinase signaling pathway; multicellular organism development; protein phosphorylation. Gene Ontology annotation, cellular component: membrane; signaling receptor complex. The record is from RefSeq and is a predicted model, not a curated record. Gene Ontology annotation, molecular function: protein binding; transmembrane receptor protein tyrosine kinase activity; ATP binding. Lineage: Eukaryota; Metazoa; Arthropoda; Insecta; Diptera; Culicidae.
UCAUUCUGUUCACUACACCUUCGUGCUCGCUGCAUCAAUAAACAAAAGCAGCUACUAAAAAGUGUGUUUCCGAAGUGUAAAAGAUGAAUUUCGCAUUGAAAACUGUGUCACUCUAGUGUAUUGCUCGUGUGUGAUAUGCGGUGUUGUGCGUAAAGUAUCGGGAUUUGCCGAAACGACACGGGUUUUCGCGAUUGAAAAUUGUACAAUUUUCAUUCAUUCUCGAGAGUGGCAAAAGGAGGAACGACCCAUCGUGGAGUGGUAUUGGUGGCAGCAUAGAAAUCAGAUACAUACAUACAUGCCCUCGCAUGCCUGGCCGAAUGUUUAUUGGCGGGGGUGGCGUACAACGUAACAGCCGCCGCAGCAGCACUAUCGAAGUGCGUACAUUAGUAUAAGUGAAUGAGGGUAAUAAAAAACAGUUAGAAGAAAGGCGGAACAGUCGCAGUAUUACCAAAGCAGCAGUGAGAGGAACUUCUUGAAAUCUUCUGGAAAUUCUUCUUGUUUUAUGGCAACAAAAGAGUAAUAAAAAAUUUUCCUCGGUGCGGUGUGGUGCGAAAGAACCCUACGCAGAGGGUGGAAGUGCUAGCGUAGAAAGGUGACCGCCAAAGUGGAGCUGAACGGUUCGGAGCGAGAGUUAUUAUGUUAGCGAUCGCUUGGAUUGUAGCAGCAGUAGUAAUUUGUUUACAUCGGCCGGUGACAUUAGGCGAGACCAAUGUGCGGGAUGUUGCGAGCAAUGGGUUGACGGUCCCGUCACCUACAUCGGAAAAGUUCAACCGUCGAAAAAAGAACGAAAAGCUGCUGUACCGCGAUGAUGACGAAAGGAUCGAACUGGGCGUGUGCCAGGUUUACACCGGGACUACCUGUGAAGAGUUUCUAAAAAAUCAGACUGUCUUUAUUACGCCGGAUAUUACGAUGGACAUACUGGAAGAACGCCUUAAAGCUGCUUAUGGAGUUAUCAAGGAGUCCAAGGAUAUGAACGCCAACUGUCGGGGUUAUGCUUUGCCGAGUUUGUGUUACAGUAUUUUGCCGGUGUGUCGCACUCCGGAGAAAACCAAUCAUCAGUACUUUGCCAAUAAAGCAGCAGCAGAAACCGCGCGACGUGGCAAUGGUUACGGUAGAUCGAAGUUCAAAUCGCACGAGAAAAAGAACAAUCGCAAAGCGACCCAGAAAGUGGCAACCAGUUCGACCAUAAUGACUACCACCGAACGACUGAAAGUGUACUUUAGUGGUGGUGUUACACCUACUUUCAGCGUCAAUGAGUUCGGUGGAGAAAUCGUAACGGAGAACUCUUUGAGCGAUAACGCCAGAAGACGGCGAUCGGCAGAUGAAAAGGCUCGCCAUUUUCUCCAGCAGAAUACCUUCGGAAGCGAUGACGGAUACUACUCUUCCUACUCGGGCAAUACGAACAGCAAAAAGAACUAUCCUCCGACGCGGAAUACGGAAAACUUGAGACGAAUUUGCCGGAAUGAUUGUGAACUGCUGGAGAACGAGUUGUGCCAAAAGGAGUAUGCCAUUGCCAAGCGACAUCCGACGAUCGGACAGAAACUGCCACUGGAAGAGUGCGAUGAUCUACCGUUACAGAACUCGGUCGAUGGAACGAUUCUGAACGGCAUUGGUGGUCUCGGAAGUUCCGGUGAUAUGGAAUGUAUGAAGCUGGGUAUCAAAAUGGACAUUAUUCCGGACGAUGAUUGUUACUGGGAAACAGGUUACUCAUACAGAGGAAUAUUGGAUAGAUCAAACACUGGAAAGUCCUGCAUGCGAUGGUCCAAACUGAUGAGGGAAAUUUCGAACUACCCCGAACUUGCUGGUCAUAAUUAUUGCAGGAAUCCUGGCGGUGAGCAAGCGUCGCCGUGGUGUUUUGUAGAUCUCAAGAAAACGAUAGAGUUUUGUGAAAUUCAAAAGUGCUCGGAACGCAUGUGGCUCUAUCUCAUCGUGAGUUUUGUAGCUUUCAUUACAACAUUGAUCGUAGUGAUCUCAAUCGUAUGCUGUAAAAAGUACAGAAAGCAUGGCGUAUCUAAUAUUCAAAACAUAAAUUUACCGAACGCGGAUAAAAAUAUUUACGGAAACUCCCGACACAACUCGCCCAUAGAAAUGACGUCUCUGAUGGCGAAUCAGAAUUCCGCUGGAGUGGUCAACAGAAACUCCGAGAAUGGUGGUAUUCAAGGUUUGACCAGUGGUCAGCCUGGAAAUCAAGGUCAAUCUUCCCAGUCUCGUAACAAUGGUAUCGCACGGGUUCCACAGUAUACCUUGCAGGAUGUACAAUUUGUGGAAGAGCUCGGCGAGGGUGCCUUCGGUAAAGUUUACAAAGGUGAACUGACACAGAAGGACGGGGAAAAGAUCUUCGUAGCCGUCAAAGCACUGAAGGAAAAUGCGAGUGCCAAGACACAAGCUGAUUUUAAGAGGGAAAUAGAACUGAUCUCCGAUCUAAGGCAUGACAACAUCGUGUGCAUCCUGGGGGUGGUACUCAAGGAGGAACCUCUCUGCAUGCUUUUCGAAUACAUGGCUCAAGGCGAUCUGCAUGAGUUUUUGAUCGCAAACUCUCCGAACGAAGGCAAACAAUUGAGCCAAUUGCAAUUUUUGUUGAUUGCUCAGCAAAUCUGCGAUGGGAUGGAAUAUUUGGCUAGCCACCAUUACGUUCACCGAGAUCUGGCAGCUAGAAAUUGUUUAGUUGGUGAUCAUUUAACGGUUAAAAUAUCUGAUUUCGGUUUGUCUCGUGACAUCUACAGUUCCGAUUACUAUCGUGUCCAAUCGAAAUCUUUGUUGCCAGUUCGUUGGAUGCCAUCCGAGUCCAUUUUGUAUGGUAAGUUUACAACCGAAAGUGAUGUUUGGUCGUACGGAGUUGUCCUCUGGGAAAUCUACAGCUAUGGGUUGCAACCAUACUACGGAUAUAGCAAUCAAGAAGUUAUCAAUAUGGUCCGAGCCAGACAGUUGCUUCCAUGUCCCGAAGCUUGUCCAAGUGCAGUGUACUCACUGAUGGUCGAAUGUUGGCAUGAGCAAGCCGUGCGCCGUCCUACGUUCCCAGAAAUUGGCCAUCGACUAAAAAUUUGGUAUCAAGCACAAAAAAGAAACGAACAAUCCGAACAAGGUUUCAAUCGAAAAGGAUCCGUCUUAAGCGUAAACAAUCAACGAAUGUCCUCUCAGGGGAACCUGAACGCAGUAACUCCCUCGUCGUCGUCUAGCCAUCAUUCGCUUAACCGUAACCAGCAAAUGGAUCCCCGAGAUCAACUGCAGUCCCAACCGCAUCAGUCCCACCAACCUCGCAAGCACCAUCACUCUCUCGAACGGGAGAAAAUUUUACGAACGACCCAACAACCAGCUCACCAGCAAGCACCCCAUCAUCAUCACUCGCGUUCCCACCAUCAGCAUCACAACUCGCUGGACCGUUCCAAUAACGGCAAGAUGGAGGAAGGUGAACAAUUUGAAACCCAAAGCAAUCGAAGCUUCUACCACAAUUCGGGUACCAGCCGCAGCAGUAAGAGCAUACACUCCAUGCAGGAAAACCCACAGUCUCAAUCACACCAACUCCAACAUCCGACCAAUCCUCAGUCAUACAAAAACUUCAGUCUGCCCCGAAAAAGCAUUGACAGUAACCUAGAGUUCGGGGACGGUGAAACAACGGCCGCCAGUAGUCCCGGCACCGGUUAUUCCAGCCGUGAAUCCAAGCGUCCCCCGAAGGACCCCCAUCGUCAUCAUCAUCACCACCACCAUCACGGUUCAGGGCGAAGUCGAAGAAUGGACCACUCGGCGGGAACCAUCUCGGUGUCGUCGCUGACCAGUGAAGCUGAUCUGAAUCAGCAAAACCAAGUCAUACCAAAGAAUAGCACUCAAUCGCUGGCUCAACCCAUGAUGAGCCGAAAACCGAGCAGCAGCGGCAGUAUUCUUAGCGUAGCCAGCGAGUUAAACAGUUCCUUCGGAAACAUGCACUACAACAACGGCAACAACAACCCGGCCGCAACUCCCUCCGGGGACAGUGCGAACGGUUCCGCUGGGUCAGUCACUGUGGGUUUGCCUUUAAUGCAAAGUUCAUACCACGAAGGGUAAAUCCGGUGCCGGUUUUUGUUUUACUAUGUUUUUUUUUAAUUAAAAUACUGCAUGCAUUUAUCAAGUUUGAAAGAAAAAGAAAUCGAGCGAAAGUAGGUUUACAUAGAUAAGUAAAACAGUGCUAGGACUAAAAUAAUGAACACUAGGAAUAUUUGCAAUUUUAAGGCACAUGCAACGAUGAGAAUUUUCUUUGUUCAUUUUCCAAAGUUUGUUCUUUAACUCUUCAUAUUAGACACUUAAAACCUAGUCUUCUGCUCUGUACUGGCAGUUAAUUGCCGAACUGUAUAACGCAACUUUUGCAAUUAAAAAACAGAAAACGAAUAGAGAGCUUCUCAUUGUAACAGUUGCAAUUAUUCCCAAAUUGUCAAAAUACACAACAGUAAACGAAAGAGAAAAGUAUUUUCUCAUACAUAAAACUACGAGCAGUGUUCGGUGAAUGAUGGUUCGUCCGGAAUUUUGCCUCAGAAAAUGUUUUUGACAGUUGAUUUAUUAGAAGUUUAGAUAUUUUCAAGAAAUGAUCUCUGAUGAAAUCGAAAACGGAUGACGAUUUUUAUUUUUACUACCGAAGUAUUACAAGACUCAAUCCGUAAUGAAAGGCUGGCAUAUUUAUUUUAGGUUUAUUCAACAAUAGACUGCCGUCACAUUAAAAUUGUAAAAGUAUAGGACAUAUAAGUUUUAUUUCAUUUUUAGGGCUGAUCAAUAUAAUAUGUUUAGAUUUUUUUUUAAAUAGAAGUGUAAAGUCAUCCAUCUUAGACAUAUUCUCAUAUUUUAUA